AUGUGCUGCUGCUGUUGCGGCGACGGCGAUUGCCGGCCGCUGGGGUGGCUGCUCGGACUGCCGUUCGCGCUGGUCGCCGUCCUCAUCUCCAUCGUCGGGGCCGUCAUCUGGAUCAUCGGGCUCCCGAUCUCCUGCAUCUGCCCGUGCUGCCUGUGCGUGACGCUAGUGCUGGAGGCGGCGGUGGAGCUCAUCAAGGCGCCGUUCCAUGUCAUGGUCUGGUUCACCUCCAAGAUUCCCUGCUAG
This is a messenger RNA of Lolium rigidum, 243 nucleotides long. RefSeq names its product signaling peptide TAXIMIN 1-like. NCBI's taxonomy places the organism in Eukaryota, Viridiplantae, Streptophyta, Magnoliopsida, Poales, Poaceae. The coding region runs from base 1 to 243 and encodes 80 amino acids. The record is from RefSeq and is a predicted model, not a curated record. The transcript is spliced from 2 exons.